AUGGCGGACGCUUCAAGAUGGACUUUAUGGUACGAUCAUUCAUCAGUAGGUGGCGGGGGUUGGGUCAUUACUGUACCCAACGAACACGGGUUUUACAUUACGUCCUUCCUGUCGACAAUAGUCACGAUAGCAGGCGCAUCUGCUUGGAACAUCGUUUCGCUACUACUACAUGCGCAUCUGGCCCGAGAUGGACCGGCCACCGACGUCUUUGGUCUGCAGCAGCAGGUCUCACUGCGCAAUUCCCCUAGUGGCAUACGUGCCGCUGUAGAUGCCCUGUCAUUGCUGGCAUCCUGGCGACACACCCCGGGAUGGAAACGGAUCCGGCGAACAGCCCUUAUUGCAGCCCCCGCGGUGCUUGUAUGGGGAAGCUUCUUUGCUGCCUCUCUACUGACGUCGCUAGUUGCCAAUCAGGCGACUGAUAGGGCCAUUGUGCGAGCCAAACCCAGCCGUUGUGGCUUUCUGGUUGCCAGAAGAGACGAUUCGGAUUCGGGCGACGGGGAGAGAGUCGACAGGAUCACCUUUACCGACCUCAUUACAGACAAAUGGUCCAACGACACAAUUAAUGCGCGGGCCUAUGCCCUCUCGGUGCGGACGAACUCUGCCCGCAAUGGGCCGCAGCGAUCGAUCUUCAUGAACCCGAAGCUCGACUACACGUUUGAAACAGAGGUUCCAUGCGGACUGCCCAACGCCACAUACUGCCUCAACACCGUUAAUGCUACAAUCAGCCUCACUUCUGCCAAGAUCAACUCCCAUGCGGACCUCGGCAUCAAUGCGCCGCCGUCUGACCGUGUUUCGUUCCAACAUAAGGCGGUUUGCUCCGUCAUCGACGAUGGCUAUUUUCAGACUAACAAGUCCGGAUACAUCCAUUAUUAUCUGGGGCCUGUCGGCAAUUUCAGUAGCAAGGGACCGACCUUCAGAUAUCCUCUGGGACAUUGGAACUCAAGCGUAGGGUAUCAGAUGAAAGCAAGUUACGCCCGGGCCAAUUCCAAUGCCUCCAUAAUGUGGCACCCAAGGAAAGGCAUAGCAAGAACAGAUGCGGACCAGGGCGUCAUUUUCCUGAGCCAAAACGGCGUUAGGUACACUCAACCUGUCAAAGACCUCUUCUUCAUUGCCGAACGAUAUGAAAGGAGCACAGACUCUUACAAGCGCAAUUCUUUCGUCAGCACCAUGGUGUGUGCGGAACAGCGCCGCUGGUGCAGCCCGUCGACCGCCGUCGAGACGUGCACGGAAUGGGGCAGCAUGGAGGACUUGUGGAAGGACGCCAUCAGCCUAGAUGGCAUCUUGGGCUUCAACACUGCCCAGAGAGCAACUGCCGCCCGAAUUUCUUUUACCCCCAAUGCGGUCCGUAUCAUCGACAGCCCAGUGAGCUUGAACACUGCAGCUCUAUUCGCAAAUACCAAGGUUCGCUUCAACCGAGAGUCCUCAGGACUUGCAGAGAAUCAAUGGCACCAGGAGAUUGCCGGUUGGUUCGAAACCAUGUUGGCGGAUUACCAGGCUACCACCGACGAGUACGUGAGAAAGAGCAGCAACCUGGACGCCUUCAAAGUUCUUUCUCCAUUCGACGACGUCAACGAGAUGAUCACCCGCUACAACUUUACCCACGACAUGGUGGCCACGCUACAAUCUCAGUGCGACAACCAGCUUAUCGACGAUGCAGUGCACAUCCAAAACUUCAGCAUGGUCGGUGUCGUCAUUAUCAUCGCCUUUUCUUCCGUCCUUGUCCUCGUCAGUUUUUGCUUCGUCGAGAUCCUCGACUGGGUGAGUGAUCUGCGCCGCCGAGGACUGGGGGAGAGCUCGCGCACCAAGAUCGCCAGGCAGGCCGACGAGAAGCUGCAGCUCCUGCGCUUCGCAGUGGACAGCAGCUCCGAGAAUCCAAAGCACUGGAAGCUCUCCAGAGUCACGGGGAUUCCUGUACUCGCCACGUCUGGAGAUGGUCGGGAUCAGGAGUGCAAAGUGACGCGUCCAACAAUGAAGGGGGACGAUCUGGCCAUGUACCCCAAAAACAUUGAGGAGGUCCAACAGGUGGCUGACUCGGAGAUGUCAUCAAUGCUAACACAUUGAUUAUUGAGAGAAUUACAUCAUGGAGGGUGAUGACAUAGUGGAAAGAUGAUAUAAAUGAAGUUCACUCUUGAUGUACAUGGACCAGGCCAGGUCUGCACUGGGCGUGUGUGGGCACAGAAUGCAAUACUCAAAUGUCCCGGCUAACUGCGCACAGAUAACGGUGUGUAAGCGC
Molecule: messenger RNA, 2233 nt
Organism: Microdochium trichocladiopsis
Lineage: Eukaryota; Fungi; Ascomycota; Sordariomycetes; Xylariales; Microdochiaceae
Exons: 3
Coding region: 1-2061 (686 amino acids)
Source: RefSeq, a predicted model, not a curated record